GGAUCUGCGUGGCCGAUCCCUACGAGGUCACGGUGAUGCAGGACUUCUUCAUCGACCUGCGGCUGCCCUACUCCGUGGUGCGCAAUGAGCAGGUGGAAGUCCGCGCCGUCCUCUACAACUACCGGGAGUCUGACUCCCUCAAGGUACGAGUGGAAUUGCUCUACAACCCAGCCUUCUGCAGCCUGGCCACCGCCAAGAAGAACCACCAGCAGACUGUGACCAUCCCGCCCAAGUCCUCGCUGCCCAUCCCCUACGUCCUCGUGCCUCUCAAGAUCGGCCUGCAGGAGGUGGAGGUCAAGGCCGCCGUCUACAACCGCUUCAUCAGCGACGGCGUCAAGAAGACCCUGAAGGUCGUGCCUGAAGGAAUGCCAAUCAACAAAACUGUGGCUGUUCGAACCCUGGACCCAGAGAACCUUGGCCAAGGGGGCGUCCAGAAAGAGGAAAUCCCUCCGGCGGAUAUCAGCGACCAAGUCCCAGGGACCGAGUCUGAGACCAAAAUCCUCCUGCAAGGGACCCCCGUGGCCCAGAUGACGGAGGAUGCCAUCGACGGCGAGCGGCUGAAGCACCUCAUCGUGACGCCGUCCGGCUGCGGGGAGCAGAACAUGAUCGCCAUGACGCCCACGGUCAUCGCCGUGCACUACCUGGACCACACCGAGCAGUGGGACAAGUUCUCCCUGGAGAAGCGGCAGGAGGCACUGGAGCUCAUCAAGAAAGGCUACACCCAGCAGCUGGCCUUCAAGCAACCCAACUCGGCCUAUGCAGCCUUCCUGAACAGGGCACCCAGCACCUGGCUGACCGCCUAUGUGGUCAAGGUCUUCUCUCUGGCCGUCAACCUCAUCGCCAUCGACUCCCAGGUCCUGUGUGGGGCCGUGAAGUGGCUGAUCAUGGAGAAGCAGAAGCCGGAUGGGGUCUUCCAAGAGGACGCACCUGUGAUACACCAAGAAAUGAUCGGUGGCCAGCGGAACUCUGUCGAGAAGGAAGCGGCCCUCACCGCCUUCGUUCUCAUCGCCCUGCAGGAGGCUAGAGAGAUUUGCGAGGAGCAAGUCAACAGCCUGGCAGCCAGCAUCAACAAAUCAAGGGACUUCCUUGCAGCCAAUUACAUGAAUCUGCAGAGACCCUACAGUGUGGCCAUCGCUGGCUAUGCCCUGGCCCAGCAGGACAAGCUACGGGGAGCAUUCCUAAACAAAUUCCUGAGCAAAGCCAAAGAAAAGAACCGCUGGGAGGAGCCGGGUCAGAGGCUCUACAACGUGGAGGCCACGUCCUACGCCCUCCUGGCCCUGCUGCUGCUCAGAGACUUUGAUUCGGUGCCUCCGGUUGUGCGCUGGCUGAACGAGCAGAGAUACUAUGGCGGUGGCUACGGCUCGACCCAGGCCACCUUCAUGGUGUUCCAGGCUCUGGCCCAAUACCAAACCGAUGUGCCUGACCACAAGGACUUGAACAUGGUGGUGUCCAUCCAGCUGCCCAGCCGCAGCUCCCCGGUCAAGCACCGCAUUGUCUGGGAUUCCGCCAGCCUCCUGCGGUCAGAAGAGACCAAGGAAAAUCAGGGUUUCACGCUAACAGCUCAAGGGAAAGGCCAAGGCACCUUAUCGGUGGUGACAACCUACUUCGCCAAGGUCAAAGGCAAAGUCACCUGCAAGAAGUUUGACCUCAGGGUCAACAUAAGACCAGCCCCUGAGACAGUGAAGAAGCCGCAGGAUGCUAAGAGCACAAUGAUCCUGGACAUCUGUACCAGGUACCUGGGAGACGAGGAUGCCACCAUGUCUAUCCUCGAUAUAUCCAUGAUGACCGGCUUCGUCCCUGACACAGAUGACCUCAACCUGCUGAGCACUGGUGUGGACAGAUACAUCUCCAAGUAUGAACUGAACAAGGCCUUCUCCAACAAGAACACCCUCAUCAUCUACCUGGACAAGAUCUCACACUCCCGGGAAGAAUGUCUGUCCUUCAAAGUCCACCAGUACUUUAACGUGGGGCUUAUCCAGCCGGGAGCUGUCAAGGUCUACUCCUACUACAACCUGGAGGAAACCUGCACCCAGUUCUACCACCCGGAGAAAGAGGACGGGAUGCUGAGCAAGCUGUGUCACAAGGAGAUGUGCCGCUGUGCCGAGGAGAACUGCUUCAUGCAGCAGCUGGAUGAGAAGGUCACCCUGAACGACCGGCUGGACAAGGCUUGCGAGCCAGGCGUGGACUAUGUGUACAAGACCAAGCUGGUCCAGGUGGAGCGGGCAGAUGACUUCGAUGAGUAUCUAAUGGUCGUGGAGAACACCAUCAAGUCAGGCUCCGACGAGGUGCAGGCCGGGCAGCAGCGCCGGUUCAUCAGCCAUAUCAAGUGCAGAGACGCGCUGAAGCUGAAGGACGGGAAGCACUACCUCGUGUGGGGGCUCUCCUCCGACCUGUGGGGCGAGAAACCCAACACCAGCUACAUCAUCGGCAAGGACACCUGGGUGGAGUUUUGGCCCGAGAAGGAAGAAUGCCAAGAUGAGGAGAACCAGAAACACUGUGAGGACCUGGACGCCUUCGCCGAGAGCAUGGUCGUCUUUGGCUGCCCCAACUGACCCCGCCCCCCCCCCGCGGGUUCCCCCCAAUAAAGACAGACUUCACCUGUC
Messenger RNA from Oryctolagus cuniculus (rabbit), 2603 nucleotides. The record is from RefSeq and is a predicted model, not a curated record. Lineage: Eukaryota; Metazoa; Chordata; Mammalia; Lagomorpha; Leporidae.